Messenger RNA from Mesitornis unicolor (brown roatelo), 1719 nucleotides. Its product is annotated as cystathionine beta-synthase-like. The transcript has 16 exons. The coding region runs from base 1 to 1707 and encodes 568 amino acids. NCBI's taxonomy places the organism in Eukaryota, Metazoa, Chordata, Aves, Mesitornithiformes, Mesitornithidae. The record is from RefSeq and is a predicted model, not a curated record. Gene Ontology annotation, cellular component: cytoplasm. Gene Ontology annotation, molecular function: cystathionine beta-synthase activity; cysteine synthase activity.
AUGGAGAAGUUGAUAUCAGAAAAGCCCGUUUGUGUGUCUAAGGAUGAAAUUCUUAUACUUCCUUCCCAGGAGAAGCCAGAUACAAACUCCUGCCCUCGUGUACCCGGCAAAUAUUUUCUCUCUGGUGGGAAGGACAAUGAGAACUGCAAGGCAAAUGAGAAGGAAAGGGAGUGGAUCCGCCCUGAUACACCUAGCAAGUGCACAUGGAAGCUUGGGAAACCCCUCUCUGCCUCCCCACAUCGUCAUACUACUCUGCCAGAACCUCUGAAAAUCCUUCCAAGCAUCCUGGAUAAAGUUGGCGAUACACCCAUGGUGCGAAUCAACAAGAUUGGGAAGCAGUAUGGGCUCAAGUGUGAACUCUUGGCAAAAUGUGAGUUUUUCAAUGCUGGGGGCAGCGUGAAGGACCGCAUCAGCCUGAGGAUGGUAGAGGAUGCUGAAAAAGCUGGUAUCUUGAAGCCUGGGGACACUAUCAUAGAGCCAACCUCUGGAAACACAGGGAUUGGGCUGGCCUUGGCUGCAGCUGUGAAAGGUUACCGCUGCAUCAUUGUGAUGCCAGAGAAAAUGAGCAUGGAGAAGGUGGAUGUCCUGCGAGCUCUGGGUGCUGAGAUUGUGAGGACCCCAACUACGGCCAGAUUUGAUUCUCCUGAAUCUCACGUAGGAGUAGCCUGGAGGCUGAAAAAUGAAAUCCCCAACGCACACAUACUAGACCAGUACCGUAAUGCCAGCAACCCCUUGACACACUAUGACACUACGGCUGAAGAGAUCCUGCAGCAGUGCGAAGGAAAAAUAGACAUGCUGGUGGCUGGAGCUGGCACAGGAGGUACUAUCACCGGCAUCUCCAGAAAGCUAAAGGAGAAGUGUCCAGGUUGCAAAAUUAUAGGUGUUGAUCCUGAAGGCUCCAUCCUUGCUACACCAGAAGAACUCAACAAGACAGACAAGACAAUGUAUGAAGUGGAAGGAAUCGGAUAUGAUUUUGUCCCCACAGUGUUGGAUAGAUCUGCAGUGGACCAGUGGUACAAGAGCAGUGAUGAGGAGUCAUUUGCUUUAGCACGCAUGCUGAUCCGAGAGGAAGGACUGCUGUGUGGUGGCAGCUCAGGCAGUGCCAUGUCUGUAGCUGUGAAGGCAGCCAAAGAGCUGAAGGAAGGUCAGCGCUGUGUUGUUAUCCUCCCUGACUCUAUCAGGAACUACAUGUCCAAGUUCCUGAGUGACAAAUGGAUGAUUCAGAAAGGGUUCAUGAAAGAAGAAGAUGAUCUUGUAAACAAACCUUGGUGGUGGAACAUCAGUGUUCAGGAACUGAGUCUCUCUGCUCCCCUGACUGUGCUUCCAACUGUUACCUGUGCAAAGACUGUUGAAAUUCUCCGGGAGAAGGGAUUCGACCAGGUACCAGUUGUUGAUGAAUCUGGGGUCAUUUUGGGCAUGGUUACCCUGGGUAACAUGCUUUCUUCACUGCUUGCUGGAAAAGUUCAACCUUCUGAUGAAGUCAGCAAAGUAAUCUACAAGCAAUUUAAACAGAUUAACCUGAAAGACAACUUGGGGAAACUCUCUCAUAUCCUGGAAAUAGACCACUUUGCUCUAGUGGUUCAUGAACAAAUUCAAUAUCACAGUGAUGGUUCCUCCAGUAAGCGGCAAAUGGUGUUUGGCAUCGUCACAGCCAUCGACCUGCUUAACUUUGUGACUGCACGAGAACGGGAAAGAAAGGCCAACUAAAGUCAAGCAGCA